AGCCCGAAAUUCAAGCCCAACCUGCGAGAGAGCUUGGGUUGGCCGGUUCGGUCGAAUCAUUUCUUCAACAAAACCCUAGAUUUAUAAACCCUAUCUUUUUAGGUUUUCCUCAGUUGUUCCACCCCAACCAGUCAUACCUCAACCCAACCCUAGAUUUAUAAACCCUAUCGUUUUGGGUUUUCCUCGAUUCCUCUUUCGAUCUCUUACCGCAAUCAAACCUCAACUGAAGCAACAUGGCUGAAAGAGGUGGGGAGAGAGGUGGCUUUGGCAGGGGCUUCGGCCGUGGUGGCCGUGGUGGCCGUGGAGAUCGCGGCCGUGGUGGUCGAGGUGGUGGGCGUCGCGGCGGUGGCCGUCGUGAUGAGGAAGAGAAAUGGGUUCCUGUAACUAAGCUUGGACGCCUUGUUAAGGAAGGUAAGAUCAGAAGCUUGGAGCAAAUCUACCUUCACUCGCUACCUGUGAAGGAGCACCAGAUUAUUGAAACACUGUUGCCUAGUCUGAAGGAUGAAGUCAUGAAGAUCAUGCCGGUCCAGAAACAGACCCGUGCUGGUCAGAGAACUCGAUUCAAGGCCUUCGUAGUCGUCGGUGACGGUAAUGGCCACGUCGGGCUCGGCGUGAAAUGCAGCAAAGAAGUUGCCACUGCUAUUCGUGGUGCCAUUAUCCUUGCAAAGCUGUCGGUGAUUCCGGUUAGGAGGGGUUACUGGGGUAACAAGAUCGGGAAGCCUCACACUGUUCCGUGCAAGGUUACUGGUAAAUGUGGUUCUGUUACAGUGCGGAUGGUACCAGCUCCUCGUGGUGCUGGAAUCGUUGCUGCUAGGGUUCCAAAGAAAGUUCUGCAGUUUGCCGGUAUUGAAGAUGUCUUCACAUCUUCUCGUGGAUCCACAAAAACACUAGGCAAUUUCGUCAAGGCAACAUUUGAUUGUCUCCUGAAGACCUACGGGUUCCUGACACCUGAUUUCUGGAGGGAGACUCGCUUCACAAAAUCACCGUUCCAGGAGUACACAGAUCUAUUGGCCAAGCCUACAAAGGUCCUCAUUGCCGAGGAUACCAGCAAGUUGGAUGAUUAGUUAAAAAUUUAGCGAGAGGAGUCGGGUAUUCUUUUGUUUUGGUAGCUAUUCUGGGACAUGAAAAGCUCUAUUUUGAAAGCGCAAACAAAUAGGCUUUAAGAGUUUAUUAAGUUGACAAGUAUUUUUUUUCUUUUGUUUAAGAAUUUUGAAUUGACAUUUACCAUCAUGAUCUACAUGGUUGUAUUUCUUUCCUUUGCGUUUCAAAUUGCUUCAAAAUUUAACUAUUCGUAUGAGGAUGUCUCAUAAAUCGCAAUAACUUUUGAAGUGCAUUGGUUUCA
Molecule: messenger RNA, 1342 nt
Organism: Nelumbo nucifera (sacred lotus)
Lineage: Eukaryota; Viridiplantae; Streptophyta; Magnoliopsida; Proteales; Nelumbonaceae
Biological process (GO): translation
Cellular component (GO): ribosome; cytosolic small ribosomal subunit
Molecular function (GO): structural constituent of ribosome; RNA binding
Source: RefSeq, a predicted model, not a curated record